This is a messenger RNA of Parnassius apollo (apollo), 753 nucleotides long. The record is from the annotation of a GenBank genome assembly. Lineage: Eukaryota; Metazoa; Arthropoda; Insecta; Lepidoptera; Papilionidae.
AUGGAGAAUCGGAAAGCUGUCGGACCGGACGAGGUGCCAAUUGAAGCGUGGAAAGCGCUGGGGGCUCAUGGUGUGUGCAUUCUUACUAACCUUUAUAAUAGAUUCCUGAGCGACCGAAUAAUGCCCGAUCAGUGGCGGCUUAGUAUAAUAACGCCGGUCCACAAGGGUAGGAGGUUCCGUUCAGGAUUGCGGAUCCGACAGGAGUGUACAGUAUCGGACUCCCAGUAUGGUUUCCAAACUGGACGCGGUACCAUCGACCCUAUAUUCGCCCUAAGGAUCCUCAUGGAGAAGCACAGGGAAAAGAAUAUGCCUCUGCAUUUUUUAUUCCUAGACCUACAUAAGGCCUUUGACUGUGUUCCUAGGGAGAUGAUCUGGUGGGCGUUGGGGUCGAAGUUGUUACCAGAGACCUACGUGGAAAUCGUACAUGACAUGUACUGCAACUCCGAUUCAAUAGUCAGGACCGCUGUUGGUGAUACCACCCCCUUUCCCAUAACCGUAGGCGUGCAUCAGGGCUCCGUCUUAAGCCCCUAUCUCUUCAGUGUGUUAUUAGACGAACUGUCAGGCAGCGUACAGAAACUACCGCAGCCUUGGCUGCUUAUGUACGCUGAUGAUAUCGCACUGGUAGAUAGGGACAAAGGACGGCUCACCAGACGCGUGCACGCAUGGCGGGAGGCGCUUGAGAACGGCGGGCUGAAGCUAAACGUGUUGAAGACGAAACCGCUUGAUAAUGUUACGUGGGCAGCUGAUAAAUGA